CUCUCCGACUCUCCGUCCACGCAUCUUCACCAGGCCAAGCCGAGACACCACGCCAGGACAGGACAGGCCAAGCUUGAUUCCGCUUCUUCUCGGAGCAAUUCCCUCGAACACCUCGCGCGCGCAGCCCGCGGCCUUGUCCGACUCCCACCGAAUGGCGGUGACAAACGAGUGAGGGAGGAGAAGAGGGAGACGCGAGGGCGAGGCGUGGCUCCUCCGAUGGCGUCUCUCCCCAUCUUAUCCGCUACCGCUGCUUCCCUCCCGCGGCCCCACGUCUGCUGCUUCAGGAACCCCGCCUCUUCUUCUUCGUGGGCCUGCUUCGCCGAGAGCAAUGGUUGCUGCGGAGUGCUUGACGCCGGGCGUUACGCGAGGCUGCGGCUGCGGUGGAGGAGCCCCGUCCGUGCCAAGGUCGGCGAGGUGGACAGGGACAAGGGCGCCGAUUUGGGGCUCCGCCCGGACCGCAAGAGCCUGCGGCGGCGCCUGAGGCUCAGGCCGAGGCUGCGCCUGCUGUCGUGGCGGCUCCAGCGCCUGUCGCCACGAGAGCUCGCGGGCGACGCCGCGGCGGCGUUGCGGCGGGCCCUCCGUCGCGUGCCUCCCCCGGCGGUCGCGUCGAUCGUCCUGGGGGCUCUCCUCCUCGCCGCGCGGCUCACGCUGCCCAAGAACUCGGCCCGGGAAGUGGCCUACUCGGACCUCCUGGCGGGGCUCCGCGCGGGCGCCGUGACCGCCGUCGCGUUCGAGGAGGACUCGCGCCGCAUCUACUUCAACAAGGCCGAGGACAUCGGCAGCGGUGACGACGAGGGCGAUACCGGUAAAGGCGCCGCCACAGCGAAGUGGCCGUACUACGCGAGGAGGGUGCCGCAUGAUGAGGGGUUCCUGCUGGGGUUAAUGCGGGAGGGCGGGGUGGACUACCGAUCGGCACCACGGCCGGCGGGGAGGCUGCUGGUGGACAUGUUGAGUACGCUGCUCACUCUGUGGGUCUCAUUGCUGCCGAUGAUGUGGUUCCUACAGAGGCAAAUGUCGGCUGGCGGCAGUGCAGACAAGCGGCGCCGGCCCAGGAAGCAGCAAGUAGGAUUUGAUGAUGUCCAGGGCGUGGAUGAAGCCAAGGAGGAGCUUGUCGAGAUAGUGAGCUGCUUGCGCGGUUCACUGAAUUACAAGAAGCUGGGAGCUAGGUUACCAAGGGGUGUUCUGCUUGUUGGGCCUCCGGGGACUGGGAAAACACUGCUGGCUAAGGCAGUUGCAGGAGAGGCUGGAAUUCCAUUCUUCCCUGUUUCUGCUAGUGAAUUUGUUGAAGUUUUUGUUGGAAGAGGAGCAGCCCGUGUCAGGGAUUUGUUCAAGGAAGCCAAAGAAGCUGCUCCGUCAAUCAUUUUUAUUGAUGAACUUGAUGCUGUGGGUGGAAGCAGAGGUAGAAGUUUUAAUGAUGAGAGGGACCAAACUCUAAAUCAGCUACUUACUGAAAUGGAUGGUUUUGACUCGGAUGUGAAAGUUAUUGUCAUGGCUGCUACUAAUAGACCUAAAGCUCUGGAUUCUGCACUUUGUCGACCCGGUCGCUUCUCAAGAAAGGUUUUUGUUGCCGUGCCUAAUUUGGAGGGCCGCAGAAAUAUUCUGGCUGUUCAUCUCAGAGAAGUUCCUUUAGAAGAGGAUCUUGAAAUAAUUUGUGAUCUGGUUGCUAAUGUGACCCCAGGAUUGGUUGGUGCAGAUCUAGCAAAUAUUGUUAAUGAGGCCGCGUUACUAGCUGCUCGAAGAGGUGGAAAUACUGUGGCUCGGGAGGAUAUUAUGGAUGCCAUUGAGAGGGAGAAAUAUGGGGUCAACGGUAGACAAAAAGGUCCUGAUUCUGAAAGACUAGGGCUUACCAAAUUAUUUCCAUGGUUAACUAAACCUGGGAAUAAACCAUCAAACCCAGACGACUUUCCAGGACUUUUAGGUUACCAUACAUUAAGCUAACUGGAGAGUUUGCAAGAUCCACAGUGGAGAUAAGCUGCAACUGAAAUGGUAUCAAAAUCAUCCGUGCAAUUGCAAGGCAGCAAAUAUACAAUUCAACUAUAUCUGUGAAGGAGGGUGCACUGUGCACUCAGUGAGAUGGGGGCAUGUGGUGCAUCACUCGCUGAAUUUUGAUGCAACUCGUUCAGCAGAAAACUGUUAUAGAUUACAGUAGCUUAGCAUGUGAAUCUGCAAUACAUGGUCCACGAGUUUUACUAAUGAUUCAUGUCAAUGUUAGACCAUACAAGCACUUGAACCUGGUUUUGUUCCGUAGCUCAUAUUGUUAAUACAGUAGCGUCCAAUGUGCAUUAGUAUACAACAUAGGGUCACUCCACUUUGGCUGUACACGAAGAUCUGCCAUUUGGCUCUCAGAAGCUAUGCUGCAGUUGGAUCCUGAACAAUAUGUAAGAUUGGAAGUAGAAUGAGUUACUUAGCAUGUCAACUGAUUUCACACUGUGCCUUAUUUCCUGUCACCUCAGUUUCAUCUGCUGUUGUUCUACAAAUUACAGGCAUGGAUAGAUUGAUUAGCUUUUAUAUAUGUAA
Molecule: messenger RNA, 2517 nt
Organism: Brachypodium distachyon (stiff brome)
Lineage: Eukaryota; Viridiplantae; Streptophyta; Magnoliopsida; Poales; Poaceae
Product: probable inactive ATP-dependent zinc metalloprotease FTSHI 3, chloroplastic
Exons: 5
Coding region: 217-1938 (573 amino acids)
Biological process (GO): proteolysis
Cellular component (GO): chloroplast thylakoid; membrane
Molecular function (GO): zinc ion binding; ATP hydrolysis activity; metalloendopeptidase activity
Source: RefSeq, a predicted model, not a curated record